Hydatigera taeniaeformis is the source of this 756-nucleotide messenger RNA. NCBI's taxonomy places the organism in Eukaryota, Metazoa, Platyhelminthes, Cestoda, Cyclophyllidea, Taeniidae. The record is from the annotation of a GenBank genome assembly.
GAUCACGUGCUUCUUCCACUUCGACAGUUGGCAAAUCUUUUAAAGAGUCCUGAGUUCACCCUUGCCGUUCAGAGAGUACGACAACGUCGCCGUCAACAUCCUCCUUCUUUGUUCUCACCUCAUUCCAAUAAUUUGCGGAAAGCUACGACCACAGAAGAUGGUGCGUUGGAGACAGACUCCUCUCAAUCCACAGGUGACAGUCUCCCUGACCUUCGAAACGAGGAGGAGGAGGAAACGAAGAGUGACUCGGUCCCUGAAGAGCUCUGGCUCACCGUCUACUCUACUCUUUCCACCAGCACUAUUGUCUCGAUGAACAGAAACGACUCUGCAGGAGAAAAAAAGGGUGCCUCCGGACCUGCCUCUCCACCUAUAAAAUUGAUUCCCAAUCUCCUUCUCCUCGCUGCUGGAUCACUGGAAGCUGCAUUUGAACUCUUCGGUAAACGCCUUUCGAAACGUCUGGGUCUUAAUGAGAAUAAUGCGGCGGCAGCUUGUGUCAGUCUUCGACGUUCGAAUCCCGUUUGUAUAUCCAUUGAAAAGCCAGGAAUGGAUGCCGAACGAUCUGACUAUGCUGACUCACCUGACGACGACACAGGCAUAGUUCACGUAUGCGCUGGAAAUAUUGCUGGAAUAGCCAAAACUAGCAGUCCAACUUCUGAUGCCCUCGAUUCAGCCGAGGUACUUUUAUCCAAUGAAAACCGUAAUUUUAAGGACUUUAGUACUGGUGAAUUGGAAGGUCACAAGCCAAAGCCUCCAUGA